Pecten maximus is the source of this 1961-nucleotide messenger RNA. Its product is annotated as enoyl-CoA delta isomerase 1, mitochondrial-like. Gene Ontology annotation, molecular function: enoyl-CoA hydratase activity. Bases 101 to 988 code for a protein of 295 amino acids. The record is from RefSeq and is a predicted model, not a curated record. Gene Ontology annotation, biological process: fatty acid beta-oxidation. NCBI's taxonomy places the organism in Eukaryota, Metazoa, Mollusca, Bivalvia, Pectinida, Pectinidae. Gene Ontology annotation, cellular component: mitochondrion. The transcript is spliced from 8 exons.
ACAAGGAUAGUGUAGCUUUUGCUUAAUCUUGUUAUCUUCUGUGACUAUAGUGAACUAUUGGUUAAACCGGAGUUAGUUCCCUUUGCCGGCAGAAGACAACAUGGCGACUUUGUGGACAAGGGGAAUCCAGGUAUGCAGAAGUUUUUCACGACUCUGCACAACACCCACUGUACAGAGAGGGACAGCUGUACGGCUCAUGUCUACAGAGAAUGAUAAUCUACAAGUAGAUGUGGACAGCAAAACAGGGGUUGCUACCAUGAAAAUGUGUCGCCCACCUGUAAACAGUCUCAAUCUUGAGUACCUCACAAGUAUCAGUAUAGCACUGGAGAAACUAGAGAAUGAAAAGUGUAGAGGACUCAUUUUGACUUCGGGUGUACCCAAGAUUUUCUGUGCUGGUUUGGACAUUUUGGAAAUGUACCAGCCUGAUGUGGAGAGAUUACAAGUGUUUUGGAGAUCACUACAGGAUGUUUGGUUAAGACUCUAUGGAUCAAAGAUGGCAACCAUUGCAGCCAUCAAUGGCCACAGUCCAGCUGGAGGCUGCCUUCUAGCUCUCUGUUGUGACUACAGAAUUAUGGCUCCCAACUACACCAUCGGUCUGAAUGAAACUCAGCUAGGCAUCGUUGCACCAUUUUGGUUCAAGGACACAAUUUGUGGAGUUGUUGGUGAACGGGAGGCAGAACAUGCCCUUACACUGGGAAUCAUGUACAGUACAGAGGAGGCACUCGACAUCAAAGCUAUUGAUAAGGUUGUACCACAGGAAGAGGUCUAUACUGCAGCACAGGAGAAGAUGAAGCAGUAUCUAAAAAUUCCAGAGGUUGCCCGCCAGCUCAGCAAAGACAUGAUGCGGAGGGAGAAUGUAGAGAAGCUAAGACUGCGACGUGAGGAUGAUGUUGCUAAUUUCAAGAACUUUGCUGUCAGAGAUUCAGUACAAAAAUCUCUGGGAAUGUACCUGGAAAUGCUUAAAAAGAAAAGCCAGCAGAAAAAGUAGACAUGUGAUAGACUCUAUAUAAUAAUAAUAAACAUUCAUAUCCGGGUUGUUAUUCCUCUGACCAAUGGAUCAAUUGAACUUAGAGACAGUACGCUGUUGAUAAAAUCACAUCUGUUGAUUAAGUGGUAUCUUCAUUGGUCACACAUGAUGACAUGUCUAUUUUGCAAUCUGAAAAACAGAUGAAAAUAUUAUAUGACAUUACUGGUGGGAGUGAGUGAUAAAAUGUUUGUUGAUUGACAUGUAGUAGGGUUUAGCAUUACAAGAUACUUUGUUUGUCCAAGUUUCCUCUGGGGGGCAACCAGCAUUCUUGCUGUCAAGAUGUGUAACAUCCAAGGUUAGGGCUACAGUAAUUUGGCAUUAUAUCGGAAUUUGGUAUUAAAGAUGUGAAGAAAUUUCAUCUACCAAGACGCGAAUGACAUGAUUAUUAUAUCAGGGAUUGACUGUUUUGUAGAAACAAUAAAUCAUGCACGAACACCAAAUACACAUCAAUAAUUUACAUGUAUAUUGUAAACCCUAUUAAGAUUGUAAUUACAUGUACUACCUAUUAUGCAAGAUUAUGACUGUAAAUUUUUAUUUUACAAUCGGGGAAAUUGCACUUUAGUACAAGAUGUAAGUUUACAUUUGACAUGAAUGAUUGCUUCAUAUCAGGUUACUAAAUGGAGUACUUGUUUACAAAUCCAGCACCUAUCUGUCUGGUCCACUGAUGAUGGUAAAAACCAAGGUUGAUAUGACUUAUGUUUCGUUGUGAGGCAUUAUAAAAAGAUUUUGCUUGUCACAAUGUGCCAUGGAAAGGAAAACAUACCCUUAAUAUUUUUGGAUUGCAUUGCUUAAUUUGUUAAGGUGUCACUAAUCAGUUUUGUAUAAUGUGAGCAACUUCUGUUUCAAUUUGAUGUGAUGUAAAUUAUGUAUAUAUGAAUGAGUUAUUGAUGAAUAAAAUCAUAUUUUGUACACAUAAAUAUAUGAAUUAAGAUAA